Messenger RNA from Yamadazyma tenuis ATCC 10573, 2495 nucleotides. The record is from RefSeq and is a predicted model, not a curated record. NCBI's taxonomy places the organism in Eukaryota, Fungi, Ascomycota, Pichiomycetes, Serinales, Debaryomycetaceae.
UUUAUAAUCCUAGUGAUGACAAUCAUCAACUUGAUUGGACAUUUCCUCAAGGAAAACGGGUUCGAACAGACUUUUCAAAAGUUUGAAGAAGAGUAUGGACAACCAAUUUGUACUGAAACCCACGAAUUGCCCAACAAGGAGACUUUGAAUGAGAUUAUCAAUGACCGGUUUAACUUCAAAUCUAUUCAACAAGAGAUCAGUAAAAUUGACACCCCGUUGGAUAACAAAGACUUCAAGCCUUGGAAAACUCCAUACCCCAAAAACCUUUAUCUUGAUACAGAUAUUGACCAGGUUAUUGUUUCUGUGGAUAUUGUACUUCACAAAAAUUGGGUGCUUUUAUCUACGGCCAAGCAGAAGUUAAUAAUUGUGGAUUUCAACGGGAAAAUUGUGAACAUAUUUGACCAAAUAAUAGGACGCCUUGUGAUCAAGAAAAUAGUCAGCGAUUCUUAUGACAACGUUUAUUUGGCUGGCAUGAGUGGAGUGAUCUACCAUUUCAAGAUAGAAGGCGAAGAAUUGACUAAAGUCAAUGAAUUGCAAGUGCACAGAAGGCUAAUAGUAGACAUGAAAAUAGUUGAAAUUGACUCUGAACCAUACUUGGUAUCUUUAGGAUUUGAUAAGCUCAUCAAGCUCAUCAGCCUUCGGCAGUGGGACGUUUCAGCCUCAUUUGAGAUCAGUAAUAUUCCUUCCUGUUUCGAUGUGAUCAACUACCAGAAUCAAGUUGUAGCACUUGUGGGCUAUAAUGAGAAUACACUCUUGGACUUAGUUCACGCCAAAUCCUCGAAAGAACUCGAAAGAUUAUAUAGAAUAUCCAUCAACGAUGCCGAGUUCACCACCAGCAACUUUUCUCCCCGAAUCAUUAAAUUUAACUGUUUUGAUAAACAACUUUUAGUGGCCGUCGGCACAUCUCAUGAGCCAUAUAUGCGGGUGAUGGUUUUACCGAUCACCGACUUUACCGCCACGAAUGACAUCCGAAGAAACCAGAUCAGUAAGAACAUUCUUACUAUGUCACCCCAAGAUAAAUUUAGUAUUCCAGUGAUUAGCUGGAGAAAAGAUGGCACUGGAAUAUGGGUUUUGGGAGAUGACGGCAUAUUAAGAGGUAUUAAUUUAGCCAACGACAAGAUUAUUGAAAUUCCUUGCCACAAUGGUAGAGUCAAGUUUGUGGAAACCUACGACCUCGGAGGUGAGACUGUUGUCACCAUCGGAGAUGAUAGACAUAUCAAAGUGUGGAAAUAGCAUACUUGUGGUAUCCCACUUGCGCGACAGAUGAGCAAAUUUUGUGGGGAGCGUAGGGCAACAAUUUUCAUAUGAGGAUCAAAACCUCGGAUAGCGCAUUUAUAUAUAAACUCCAUAAGAACGUACAUAAUCCCUUUUUUAAAAUAAAAAACUUCCCCAUAAAACCUUGGAAUUUGGAUCUGACAAUGUCGCUUAGUCCAAUUGAGAAGGCAGCAUCUGGAGCCUUGGCCUCGGUCAUUGCUAAUACGUUAGUAUACCCACUAGAUUUAUCCAAGACAUUAAUCCAAACUCAGGUUGUACCAAAAAGCACACCCAUUGACAAAUCUUCCAGCAUAGACAGUGUGUAUCAACAGUCAAAUGAUCCUAAAGGAGAGAAGAAAUACAAACACACGCUUGAUGUUUUGAAGAGAAUUUAUGCCAAAAAGGGGAUAUUGGGCUGGUAUCACGGAUUGUUUUCCUCCAUCUUGGGUACUGCUGCUCAGAACUUCUCCUAUUUUUAUUGGUAUACAAUUGUCAAGCGAGUUUAUGCCAAUAUGCACAAGAAGAUUCCCCACCAUAAAGCAUCGACGUUUACCGAGUUGUUUUUAGGAGCAUUGGCAGCUGCCAUCUCUCAGAUGUUUACUAUGCCCAUUGGAGUAAUUACUACCCAACAACAGACCGAUAAAGACCAUAACAACUUGUUCCAAUUGGCUCAACAGGUCUACAAGAAAGACGGUGUCACCGGUUUUUGGAGAGGAUUGAGAGUGUCGUUGGUGUUGUGUAUUAAUCCUUCCAUUACCUAUGGUUCGUACGAAAGAUUGAGAACCUUGUUCUACGGGGAAAAACAAUAUUUGCUGCCAAUAGAGAGUUUCUCGUUGGGAGUGGUGGCCAAGUCUUUAGCCACUGUUGUGACCCAACCGUUGAUUGUCUCUAAAGCCAUGUUGCAGAAGAAAGACUCUGAUGACCCAGAUCAUGUUAGGUUUGAUGGGUUUACUCACGCAUUAGAACACUUGUGGCUGACAGAGAGAUUCAAGGGAUUAUACAAGGGCAUUGCUCCUCAGUUGGUGAAGGGAGUUUUUGUACAAGGGUUAUUAUUUAUGUUUAAAGAUCAACUCGACUUGUUCUUCAUGUUUUUGUUGCAGUUAUUGAAAGCUAAGAAGAAAUGAGUUGACAAUUAUUAUUAUGAUAGAUUUAUAAAGAUGAUGCAUGGGGACAGAAAAUAAAGAAUCGACAAAUUCACCUCAUAAAGUUUGUUAACCCAAUACUUUUAAUGUAUGUUUUAA